AUGCCGGCGAUCCAGCUGCUCAGCGUGUGGACCGAGGCCCGUAAGGCGUCCCGACGGCUACAAGUUUCGUGGUCCCUGGGGCCGGACCACGUCACCAUCACCUGCGGCGACGCAACGUUUCCUUCAACACGAAGGAACCGGGUCAUGCGGACGCUACGAGAAGUGCUAGCCCACGUCCGGGACAACGCCCUCCACGACCAGCCAAACCAGGGGAAGGUGAUGGGCUGCGUCUCGGCGGAACGUGCGAGCUCCCACUUCAUCACCACAGGAACAUUGACGCACUUCGCCGACUGGCGGUUUAUCCACCGGGCGCGCCUCAGCCUGCUACCCCUGAAUGGCGCCGUCAUGUGGGGCCCACCUGACCGAGACCAGCGCUGCCGGGCGCGGCACAACGCGGUGGUCUCGCGCCUUCGCACGGCCGCUGCCCGUGACUACACGGUGGCGUUCGAGAACCGGCCAGUCGGCGACACUGGAUUGCGUCCUGAUCUUGUCUUGGUUCGCGGGGAAGAGGCCCUGUUGAUCGACGUGGCUUGCCCGUUCGAGAACACACUGGAGGCCUUUACCAACACGCGAAACGACAAGCUCGGUCGCUACCAACCCGUCGCCGACUACCUGCGUCGCCACUACCAGAGAGUAACGGUGGCCGCCGUCAUCGUCGGGGCUCUCGGCGCUUGGGACCCGGCCAACGACUGCGUCCUCCUGUGCCUGUGCUCCCGCAGCUACCUGUGUCUAAUGAAAAACUCUGCGUGA
Molecule: messenger RNA, 750 nt
Organism: Rhipicephalus microplus (southern cattle tick)
Lineage: Eukaryota; Metazoa; Arthropoda; Arachnida; Ixodida; Ixodidae
Source: RefSeq, a predicted model, not a curated record